Ceratosolen solmsi marchali is the source of this 1123-nucleotide messenger RNA. RefSeq names its product Surfeit locus protein 6 (gene Surf6). The coding region runs from base 197 to 1087 and encodes 296 amino acids. Lineage: Eukaryota; Metazoa; Arthropoda; Insecta; Hymenoptera; Agaonidae. Gene Ontology annotation, cellular component: nucleolus. Gene Ontology annotation, molecular function: DNA binding; RNA binding. The transcript has 4 exons. Gene Ontology annotation, biological process: ribosomal small subunit biogenesis; ribosomal large subunit biogenesis. The record is from RefSeq and is a predicted model, not a curated record.
GACUUAGCAGAUCAUCAGGGGUGCAAAUAUACAGGGCAGGAAACAUGUUUCUUCGUUCAUUAGCUUCACCGUAAGAAUAUCGAUACUCACGCCCUCUUCUGGAAAUUCCAGCUUAUGAUAUGCAAAGAAAAUUAUAUAUCCAUAAAUUUUAAAUGCAUUUGAACUUUGUUUUUUAUUCGAUACACGUGAGUAAAAUAUGAAAUUAAAAAUGUCUAAGCCUUUUAAUAUAAAAUCAGUUAAGCGUAUGCUUAUGGAAGAAGAUAGAUUUAUAUCAGACAUUUUUUCUAAAAUGCCAUUACCUUCGUACGAGCUUGUGGCUCAAAAUGAACAUUAUGAAUAUCAGAAUGAAUAUUCAAGUCGAAGGAAAGAAAAAGUAUUUUCUGGCCCAGAGGAGAAAGGAAAAAGGGCACAGACAUUUGAAGAAUUACAUGCCAAAUUUAACGAACUUAAAGGUAAAAAGUUAAAUUACAAAGAUAAGUUAAUUAAAAAAGGAUUGAAAAAUAGGAUACAAAAGAAAACCAAAAGAGAAGAAAGAUUGAUGAAAAAAAAAAAGAUUAAAAUUGAAGAAACGUCCGUUGAAGAUAUAAAAAUUAAAGAAGAAUCUGACGUACCUAAAAUUCCAAAACAAAAACCUAUAUUUAAUUCUAAAGGUAACAUGGUAUUUAGCAAGUUUGAUUUUUCUGAAAUUGGAACCAAAAAAAGCCCUUUAAAAACUGAAAAGAAUCCAAAAAAAAUCUUACAAAAAUUGCAGGAGAAGAAAGAAGAAAUAAAGCAACUUGAAAAGGCUGGAAAUAAGGAAUUGGCUCUUGAAAUAAAAGAGACAGAUAUAUGGAAAUCAGCUUUAGCAAAAGCUACCGGUGAAAAAGUAAAAGAUGAUCCCGAGCUUCUGAAACGAACGAUAAAGAGAGACGAACAAAAAAAGAAGCAAAGUAAAAAGAAAUGGGAAGCUAGGAAAGAAGGAGUGCAAAAAUCGUUACAAGAACGGCAGCAAAAAAGGUUUGAUAAUAUAUCAAAGAGGAAAAUGGAUGUGAAAAAGAAUAAAAUGAAAAAAGCUGCCAAAAAAGGCCGUGUCAUUCCAGGUUUUUAGGAUAAAUUUUAUAGAUAAUUUAUUAUUUUAAUUAAU